This is a messenger RNA of Clarias gariepinus (North African catfish), 4402 nucleotides long. RefSeq lists its product as uncharacterized. NCBI's taxonomy places the organism in Eukaryota, Metazoa, Chordata, Actinopteri, Siluriformes, Clariidae. The transcript is spliced from 2 exons. The record is from RefSeq and is a predicted model, not a curated record. The coding region runs from base 241 to 2052 and encodes 603 amino acids.
GCUGGGCAACAGGCAAAGGCAGGUUUUAUCCUUGUGUGCGAUUCUGCCAGUAGAGGAUGCCAUUUGUCUAUAAAAUACUUUAUUGCCUUCUAGAGAAAUGAAGCGCUUUUCCUCCGUAUAAAAGGAUCGAACAGGAAGAGAAUACCUCAGUGUUUUCCCGCUGAAAUCGCCGCACGGACCUGAAGACCAGAGCGCGAGACAUAACUCACAUACAGAUAAGUCAUUAAACAACUAAUUGUUAUGGGUCAGCUUAAAUAUAAUCAGCCUGAUGUUAUAAAUGCUCUACCAGAACAGCCUGAUCGAUUCGUGUGUAAAGACUUUAGGAAAGUCCACACUGAUGACAUUGAAGCUUUAGCCUGGGGUUUUUUUAAUAGGCCUGAAGAUGAAGCGUCGAAUCGCCUUAAACACGCUGUUAAAACUAACAGCAGAUACAUUAUAUAUGAUUUAGAGAUACUUUGGGCUGAUAAAGAGUAUAAAUGGAUAAAAAAUGAAUUGUUUAAUUCUGAGGAUGAUAUAAAUGGUGUUUUGAAGGACUGUUAUGUGAUUCAGUGUGGUGAAGAUAUCCUAAAUGUGAUUCUACACUACGCAAGUGUUGGUGAAAGUCAUCCUAAAUACAUCAUGAUCAAUAACUGGAUUUAUAAACUGUAUCCGAACAAGCUUUAUGGUUUUCUCGUUGGAAAACGACUCAGAACAAAUGAAGAUGUGGAUGAAAUCAUAACCAUUAUCGAAGGACAGUAUCAGAAGAAUAGUUAUAAAGACAUUCGAGAAGGGAUUAAUGAGUGUAAAGGAAUUAAUCAAGACCUGUAUGAUCACUAUACUGAUCUUGCUCAGUACUUCAGAGGCGCUUUACAGGGUGUUUACACGCAUGAAGACUUUCCCCUAAAUAAGGUAGCUUGGUUCACAACAUACUUUUUCGUCACAGUAAUUUGUGAGUCAAUAAGAAAUUUUAGGUCGUUAGUCAUCAUGCUGAUGGCUUCAGACCUGAGUCUUCACCAAACCCCUGAAAAGAGAAAGGAGAUUCUUUUAGUAAAGCUUCCGAUGGCGAAAGGGGGAACCUGGAUAGACACAAAAAAACGGGGAUUUCAUGGAGCCAGCAUUCCAGUACGUAAUAAAAAAUCUAAACUCAAAAAGCUAAUAGAGGAAGAGGACGAAAUCUGUAAGACAUGGCUUUUAGUCCAUGGAAAAACAGAUAUUGAUACAGACAUGAUUAAACGUCUCCUCCUGUUAUUAUACGGAGAACCCAGACUCAGUAAAAAUACUUCUAUUCUGGAAACCUUCAUUACAAACCAUGCACAAUUUAAAAAGAAAAUAAAUUGUUCAUCAAGUCCGAUUGUGUCUACCAGACCCAGUCCGAUUUUAACGAUUGAGGACAAACGUGUUUUAAAACCCACAUCUAUCUCUCCAUCUGUGAUGUUUAACUCUACAUUAGAAUAUUUUCAGAAAGAGGUGGUGUACCUAAAUUUUCAGGAUUUGGACUGGUGUAGGGCUAAAGGCCUCUUGUCCAUUUGGAGUCUGUUUCCCCAUCGCUUUAUUACAGACCCUCUAGCUUUACGCUCAUUCCUUCAUAAGAGGAAGUAUUUACUUCACUUUACAAAACUGUUUAAAGCUGACACAUUAAUCCCAUCACAUUUAAAUCAGGACUUCUCCAAAUUUACCCCACUGAAAUUCCUAUGUGUCUAUGGACACACUGUAACACAGAAGAAGUUAAUUUUCUCGCCUCCCCCACCUGAACUUCUGCUAAGCAGUUUAGUGAAGCGCCCAUGCAGCACCAAACACUCUAGAUCUACCGCAAGACAUAAAAUAACACGAGUUACAUCUCUGAAUCAAUCAGGCUGCUUCUCUCCUCAUAUCGUCUCAGAAUGCUGGCAGAAGAGUAACAUGACUUUUGUACAUACAUGCUGGGAGAAAAAGUUUCCAUUACACAAUUCCUUCAGCUUUACAGAGUUUAUCAGGAUCCAUCAGCUCUCUGACUGUCAGCUGCCAAAUUAUUCCAGCACGUAUCGAAAGAGACUUAAUUACAGUCCGUAUGGAAAUAACAUUAGCAGGGAUUGAAACUGAAAUUUCUGCAGUGUGUACUCCUCUUCAGGCUUUGACGGCUGUUCAUUGGCAGUCACACUCCUCAAUCAAGCUGUACAAUUUAUAUUUUAUAAUCUGUUUAUUCUGAAUAUAUUUACAGAAUAAACAAGUAUUUAGAAAAGUCUAAACAAAUCUCUCUCUCUCUCCUUCUAUAUAUCAAAAUUUCUAAUUCAAAUUUACAAUUUUAUUUGUUACAUACACAGUCAUAUAAAGUAUUUAAACAUUUGAAAAUGUUGUUAAAUUGUUUAUUCCAAUUAACUGAAUCAAUGGAAAAAAUUGCACGGCUGCGAGAUGCCCAGAUGUGAUCAGCGCCCCCUGCCCUUAAUGAUUCAAAUUCGGAUAUAGUGGAAGAUUGAAGGCACAAGCCCAUAAUGAAGUAAUCUGCCUUCCAACUCACUCACUAAACAUAAAUUAUCUCUGUCAAAGAAGAGAUCAGCAUGGAUGAAGACUUCCAUAUUCACACCUUACCACAUACACACAUAGUAAACUCUGUAUUAGCAUGAAAACUCACUUUAUACAUAAAAAAUACAUACAGUGUACAAAUACGGAACAUAAAAAUAUCUUGUGUUUGCUGGAACCCUUUUGUUUAGCCAGAAAACGCCAAUGUGUUUAUCAUCUGUCUGCCUCUCUCUAUGACUGACAUGUUAAUGACUUGUUCUUUUGAUGUAUGAGAUGUAUGUGACAAUGGGCACCUGACCAAAAGUCCAUAUUUGUUUUCUUUGCUGAUAAUAAACAGAGAACUUUAUGCACAUUGUGUAUGCGUGUGUGUUUGUCAGUCCAAUCCCUUUUUAUUGAGGAGAUGGAGUGUGUGAAUGGGAUGGGGUGUUGGUGGAUGGAAUAAACCAGUAAUAGGACAAACAACAAUUUAAUUUAUUCUGCAUGUUCUUAAGUGAAGUUUGGUGUUCUAUAGGGUUCGGUUUUAGGCCCACUGCUUUUUUCUUUUUACAUGCUUCCUCUGUAAAAUAAUUAGUGAAAAUAGCAAUAGUUUUCACUUUCAUACUGAUGACACAGUUAUACGUAUCAGCUCAGCCAGAUGAGAAAAGACAGCUUAAUGAAGUUGAACAAUGUAUGAAGGACAUAAGAGACUGGAUGUUAAUUAACUUCCUUCUGCUUUAUAUCAUCAGAAUGAUGAUAAUUAUACUUAUUAACUUAUAUACUUAUAAUUAUACCAUCCGAGGGAUAAUUUUUUAACAUUAAUUAACAUCAACUGUUAUAGCUGAACUGCCUGCCGGUCUAACACACCAUAUUUAUUCACUGUAUUUAUGUAGUUAUUGGUCAUCCAUUUUUUUAAUAUCCUGGACACACUCAGUUAGUCUAGACAACUUGGGUAUUUCGUCUGGUUUUGUUGAGAUAUAUAAUUGUGUAUUAUCAGCAUAACAAUAGAAACUAAUCCCAUGCCUUCUAAUGAUGUUUCCCAAGGGAAGCAUGUAUAUUGAGAACAGCAGAGAUCCUAAAACUGACCCUUGUGGGACCCCAUAUUUCACUGGCAUUACACCAGACAGUUCUCCAUUUAGAUCUACAAAAUGGUAUCGAUCAGACAGGUAUGAUCUAAACCAUUUAAAUGCCUGUCCCUGAAUACCUAUAUGAUUUUGUAGGUGAUCUAUAAGAAUAUUAUGAUCUAUGGUGGUGAAUGCAGCAUUAAGAUCAAGUAAGACUAGUAUUGAGAUGCAGCCUUGGUCUGAAGCUAAAAACAAGUCGUUUGCAAUCUUAACUAGUGCAGUUUUUGUACUAUGAUGGGGCCUGAAACCUGACUGAAAUUCUUUGAGGAUGUUGUUUUCCUUUUUUAAUAUAUUUUUGAUUUUAUUAUUUUUACUUUUUAUAUAAACGGCUCAUGAAGUCCGUUUCACCACAUUUUCUCAGGAGUGUUAAACCAACCCUAACAUUCACAGAUGAUUCUCCUGUGAUGCUGGGCAACAGGCAAAGGCAGGUUUUAUCUUUGUGUGCGAUUCUGCCAGUAGAGGAUGCCAUUUGUCUAUAAAAUACUUCAUUGCCUUCUAGAGAAAUGAAGGUGAGUUGUAAUCUUAAUACAGAUGCUUUAAAUUUUGUUACUCUUUUCAGGAUUUACCGGUUCCUACCUCAUUUUAUUGAUGGUGAGAUGAAGCCUCAGUUAGGCCUCGUUUGACAUUGUCACAUGAUAUUCAGGAAAACGGCACUUUCGAUCAACACAAGUUUCUGCGCUUUAGUGUCGUAAUAUGAAUCAUUACCUCAUUUUACUGUAAACUGGUCUUGUACUUUAUGAGCGGUGCUUGUUGUAGGGGGCGUGGCCAACCAGUAAUACAUCACGUGUUCAUAACAUGUCUGUACAUUUACAUUUAGUCAUUCGGCU